AACUAACGGGCAUUGCUUUGCUAUCAUUGAGGAAGAUGAACAUGGAGAACCCACACUGGCUUCUGGCUGCAUGAAAUAUGAAGGUUCAGACUUCCAGUGCAAGGACUCACCUAAAGCACAACUACGUCGAACAAUUGAGUGCUGUCGGACUGAUUUCUGCAAUCAGGAUUUACAACCAACGUUACCACCACUUGAUAGUACAGAUGGGCUUUUUGAUGGCAGCAUUCGUUGGAUGGCCGUGUUGAUUUCUAUGGCAAUCUGCAUAAUUGUCAUGAUCAUCUUAUUUAGCUGCUUUUGUUACAAACAUUACUGUAAGUCAAUGGCAAAAAGGCACUGUUAUAAUCGUGACCUGGAACAAGAUGAAGCAUUUAUUCCAGCUGGGGAGUCAUUGAAAGACCUUAUUGACCAGUCACAGAGUUCUGGGAGUGGAUCAGGACUACCGUUGUUGGUUCAGCGCACUAUUGCCAAACAAAUUCAGAUGGUGAGGCAAGUUGGGAAAGGACGAUACGGUGAAGUGUGGAUGGGCAAAUGGAGAGGUGAAAAAGUUGCAGUGAAAGUGUUUUUCACCACGGAAGAAGCCAGUUGGUUCCGAGAAACAGAGAUUUACCAGACUGUUCUCAUGCGUCAUGAAAACAUCCUCGGUUUCAUAGCUGCAGAUAUUAAAGGCACUGGCUCCUGGACACAGCUUUACCUGAUUACAGAUUACCAUGAAAAUGGAUCGUUGUAUGAUUUUCUGAAAUGCACUACGCUAGACAACAGAGCACUCCUCAAACUGGCGUAUUCUGCUGCAUGUGGUCUGUGCCAUCUACACACAGAAAUUUAUGGAACACAAGGCAAGCCUGCUAUUGCACACAGGGACCUGAAGAGUAAAAAUAUCUUGAUAAAGAAAAAUGGAACCUGCUGCAUUGCUGACUUGGGUCUUGCAGUCAAGUUUAACAGUGACACAAACGAAGUUGAUGUUCCCUUGAAUACUAGAGUGGGAACAAAACGCUACAUGGCUCCAGAGGUCCUAGAUGAAAGCCUGAAUAAAAACCAUUUCCAACCAUACAUCAUGGCUGACAUCUACAGUUUUGGGCUGAUCAUUUGGGAAAUGGCUCGGCGCUGUGUCACAGGAGGUAUUGUUGAAGAGUAUCAGUUGCCAUAUUAUGACAUGGUGCCAAAUGAUCCAUCCUAUGAGGACAUGAGAGAAGUCGUGUGUGUCAAACGCCUCCGCCCAGUAGUAUCAAAUAGGUGGAAUAGUGAUGAA
Molecule: messenger RNA, 1246 nt
Organism: Mesitornis unicolor (brown roatelo)
Lineage: Eukaryota; Metazoa; Chordata; Aves; Mesitornithiformes; Mesitornithidae
Gene: BMPR1A
Product: bone morphogenetic protein receptor, type IA
Exons: 8
Biological process (GO): cellular response to growth factor stimulus; protein phosphorylation; BMP signaling pathway
Cellular component (GO): signaling receptor complex; plasma membrane
Molecular function (GO): SMAD binding; ATP binding; transforming growth factor beta receptor activity, type I
Source: RefSeq, a predicted model, not a curated record